ACUUAACAAGCUACAACUAAAAACAAGCCACAUCAAGUAUAUUCUUUUGAAUCUACAACCUUCAUCAUGAUUUCUAUAUUCGGUUCUCUGUGAACUUUAGCACGGUGGAUAUCCCUUAUUCUCAACCUCUUGAAGCUCCCUAGCCAUCGGAUGACGUAGGGUGGUCGUGCUCUGAUCGUAUACAAUGUCGGACAUCGAGACCUCGCUUCCUCCCCAAUAUCCCGGUGACGAUACGCGACCAACCAGCAAACGAGAAAUCACGGCAUGGUAUAGUUAUGGAUGGGCCGCAGAGGUGUUCGUUGUGUGCGCGAUGGGAUCCUUUCUCCCUAUCACCCUGGAGCAAAUGGCUCGCGACAACGGGCACCUUGCAGAUGAUAAAACACAGCCAUGUCAGGCUAGCCAGAUAAGCACCUUCUCCAACGACCUCCUUUUGAGUCGGUCAAACACAUGUGUUGUCGAUAUUCUGGGGCUAGAGAUUAAUACGGCGAGCUUCGCAAUGUAUACGUUCUCGCUAAGCGUAUUAGUUCAGGCUCUACUGAUUGUUACAAUGUCUGGUGCUGCAGACCACGGCAGCUAUAGAAAGUCUCUAUUGGUUUUGUUUGCAUGCGGCGGUUCUAUAGCAACCAUGCUUUUCAUUACAGUGCAGCCUCAGAUCUAUGUGCUCGCCGCGAUUCUGGCAAUCAUUGCGAAUACAUGUUUUGGAUCAUCGUUCGUAUUGCUCAAUUCGUUUUUGCCAUUGCUCGUCCGGCACCAUCCCGCAAUCUUGCGCAAAAUCGCACAAAACUUAGUAGUAGAAGAAACGAAUGAUGAGCUCGAUCCUGCUACGCCUCCGGAUGUUGACACACCGCUACUUCAAACUCCCCAAGUCGCAACAGAGGCGCGUUCUGUGCAGAGCAGUUAUUCAGAUAACCAAGAGCAAUCGACUAUCGCUUUACGUCUUUCUACGCGAAUUUCUGCCAACGGCAUGGGGAUCAGCUAUAUCGGAGCUCUCUUGCUCCAAGUGAUCUGUAUAUUAGUUGUUCAGUUCACCCAUCAAACAACAUUCUCUUUUCGUCUGGUUAUGUUUCUGAUUGGCCUGUGGUGGUUUAUCUUCACCAUCCCUUCGAUUCUGUGGCUAAGACCACGACCGGGUCCUCCGCUACCAGCACCAAGCAAUGGAAAGGCUACUAGAAGUUGGCUCGGCUAUAUGUCGUUUUCAUGGAAAGCCUUGGGUAGAACCAUUAUGCGAGCUCGGCAUCUCAAGGACGUUGGUCUGUUUCUUGCAGCGUGGUUUCUCCUAAGUGAUGGGAUUGCGACGGUCAGCGGAACUGCCAUACUCUUUGCGAAAACCGAACUGCAUAUGCAACCCGCAGCACUCGGCUUGAUCAGUGUAAUUGGAACGCUCUCUGGGGUUGUAGGCGCGUUUGCUUGGGGGUUCCUCUCCCGGCAUUUCAAUCUCCGCGCCCAACAGCCAAUUAUUGCCAGUGUCUGCUUGCUUGAAAUUAUUCCGUUGUACGGCAUGCUGGGCUUUAUUCCUGCAAUACAGAAACUUGGAUUCCUAGGGUUGCAACAGCCCUGGGAAGUAUACCCCAUGGGAGCUAUCUACGGUCUUACAAUGGGCGGUUUGUCAGCCUACUGUCGGAGCUUAUUUGGCGAGCUCAUUCCUCCUGGCUAUGAAACAGCAUUUUACGCUCUAUACGCAAUCACUGACAAGGGUUCAAGUGUGUUUGGUCCUGCGAUUGUUGGUGCGAUCACCGAUCGUUAUGGUGAAAUCAGACCAUCCUUUGUCUUUUUGGCGAUUUUGAUAUUUUGUGCUGUGCCCUUAAUGCUUGCUCUGGAUGUGGAUCGUGGGAAACGAGAUGCGUUGGCCCUGGCAAAAGAGUUGGAUGAACAACCUCAUGAAUCUUAGCAUGUUUGGACUUUUUACGUAUAGUCUCUCUGUGGCUUGCAUUGGUAUUGGAACAAGAGAAGGAAUGAAACUUUUAAAAGGAUGCGACUGAAACUAAACACCAUACCCAUGUAUGUUAAUAUGUCUCGCUCGUGGCAAGAUACCCCAGUCAACAUGUGAUAUAAGGACAGAUAUUC
Messenger RNA from Talaromyces stipitatus ATCC 10500, 2064 nucleotides. RefSeq names its product autophagy protein Atg22, putative. The transcript has 2 exons. The record is from RefSeq and is a predicted model, not a curated record. Gene Ontology annotation, biological process: amino acid transmembrane export from vacuole. Bases 185 to 1888 code for a protein of 567 amino acids. NCBI's taxonomy places the organism in Eukaryota, Fungi, Ascomycota, Eurotiomycetes, Eurotiales, Trichocomaceae. Gene Ontology annotation, molecular function: transmembrane transporter activity.